Molecule: messenger RNA, 483 nt
Organism: Naegleria gruberi
Lineage: Eukaryota; Heterolobosea; Eutetramitea; Acrasida; Naegleriidae
Exons: 1
Coding region: 1-483 (160 amino acids)
Source: RefSeq, a predicted model, not a curated record
AUGCCACCAAAACAAUUCAAAAAAUCAUUUGCUGCACAAGGCAGACUUGAAAAAGAAAGAGAGGAAAGAAGUAUCAGAGAACGUGAAUCUCACGUUAAAGCUAAAACAUAUUUGGAACAUUUAGCUGUGGAUUAUAUUCUUAAAACUGUUGUUUUUGAAAAUGUUGAACAGAUACCACCACAUUCCGAGAUGAAGGAUAUUCUGUUAUUGGCUUUGAAAUCAUCACUAUCAAGACAACAAAGUGAAACCAUCACAACAUCAAACUCUACACCUAAUACUAUUUAUUCCGAAAUUGAAAGAUACAUUGAUGAUUAUACUGAAUUUUUAACUUCAGUCUUACAGAAAGAAAUUUCAAAAGCCAAGAAACCAAAACCAACCAUUCAAUUCGACAUCAAACAAGUUAAACCAUUAUCCUCAUCGAAAGCUAGUGAAUUUUCAAACAAUUUGGAAAAGUUCUCUGUUAGAAAUUUAAUUACCGAAUAA